AUGCGACAGAAGUACAUGCCGAGGUGGAGCGCCAAUAUCUGGAAAAGGAAACCUGGGAAACCUGCAGUUUCAUCUAGCAUAAACUGGCACGAGCUUUUCUUAUUCCAUUAUCGCCAAUACGAAGAAUCUCUUUACAGCCUCAAAUUACCCCAUCAAGACAUAUCUCACACAUGCCGAUUCGUGGGCGACAUCGGAUCAAAUAAAGUCCAAAAGUUACUGCAGGCCAAACGUGCUUUGCAGAUAGCGGAGGCGUUUUUGUGCAGUAGCGGUCUAUCGAUUACAAUUUACAGCGAAUCGAACCCUUAG
Messenger RNA from Sclerotinia sclerotiorum 1980 UF-70, 306 nucleotides. RefSeq lists its product with no specific name. Lineage: Eukaryota; Fungi; Ascomycota; Leotiomycetes; Helotiales; Sclerotiniaceae. Bases 1 to 306 code for a protein of 101 amino acids. The record is from RefSeq and is a predicted model, not a curated record. The transcript is spliced from 2 exons.